UAUCUCCUGGGGCCACUGUUUAACACACACACACACACACACACACAAACCUUCAUUGCUCUCUGUACACCGAUCCAAUUAGAGCUGACAAAUACUGUAGAAAAAAGGAUUCUACCACCAUGUCAUUGAUCCUUAAGUGAUGCUAGGGGUCACUAAUUGGUCUGCGAUGGUGAGGGGGAGGGGCUAGAUCACUCAUUCAGGAGACCACACCUGCUACAACAAAGCACCAAUGAGUCGGGAUCAGAAAACCUUCAGACUCAAAAAGCAUACACAGCAAAUCAUGGCAGUUUCUGACUUGUGGAUAAUCACAGAAUGUUGAAGUGCCUCCCUCCCCAAUGAUGUGUGUCCCUCCCCAGUAACAUGCCCACCAAGUCAUCUAUAACAUGCAGCCAUCUCCCCAAUGAUGUGUGUCCCUCCCCAGUAACAUGCCCACCAAGUCAUCUAUAACAUGCAGCCAUCUCCCCAAUGAUGUGUGUCCCUCCCCAGUAACAUGCCCACCAAGUCAUCUAUAACAUGCAGCCAUCUCCCCAAUGAUGUGUGUCCCUCCCCAGUAACAUGCCCACCAAGUCAUCUAUAACAUGCAACCAUCUCAAACACACGCAAUCCUGCCUCAGUGCUACAAUUACAUGAUUGCCUUUUUGUUUUUUGUAUCAAAUCUCCUUUGCCCCUCAGGACCAGAUCACAUGAUGUGGGUGUCUACCUCCGCUUCCUGCUUCAGACCCACCCAGUCUACUCCCUCCCCUCUCAUCUCUCUCCAUCCCUCCAUUGUCUGUCUUUCUCACUCGGUUUUCCCCACCUCUCCCCCAGCCCCUCUCUCCAUCUGUUUCUCCUCUUCCGCACUUCUCUCUAGUUCUCCCUGACACGUUUGGGCUGCAGGACGAAGAAACCCUCUCUGCCUGACCUUUCAGUUACCUUCCUGUCUUUUCCCUUUAUCUAAAAACCUUGUCGGUCGCUGGCUUGCGUUCCGUCCAGGAGAUGUUUCCUUCAUCCUGCUCGUUUUGUCUUCAAUGCGGCGUGCGUCUCGGGGGCUUGACAGGCAGCUCGGUAUAUUACGAGUCGCUGCGGUCCGGACUGCAGCAGUGAGAAUCCACUGCAGUGUUCCUGUGUGUGUUUGGGCUGUGGGUAUGUGCGGGUGUUGGGCUGCGCGUUUCUGGCUGCGCGUGUGUUCUGCCGUUUCUGUCAGCGGCUGGGUCCUCCUGAAGGGACACCCUGCAUGUGUCAGAGUGCUGCUGGCUGCUGCUGAACCUGCGGUGCCUCAGAAUAGCAACACAGCACUGCAGGUUCCACACUCUCCUCCUUUCUUCUCUCUGUCGCCUUCUCCUACACCCACACCCCCUCCUCUUCUCCUAGUUAUGUCGCUUCCUCUGUAACUCUUACCCUUUGAUGUCUUCUCUCCCCCUCUUCUCUCACUCUCUCUUUUCCCUCCUCAUAAUCCUAUCCUGUUCGGUAGCCUGUGAAGUUAUAUGACGGCGCCGAUGAUUUUUAAGAGCGGGCUCAUUCAGGGAGAGCUGUAGUCAUCUGUGUUGUGUUCAGGCUAGAGGACAGGUAGUCAGUUGUCAGGGACCUCCUCUGUAGCGUGUUUCAAAGCGAGGGAGACGCGCUGCCCAGGUGGGUUCGGUCACCAUGGCGGCAGCCAUUCAGGACUUCCAGCGGAGCGAGCAGGACCGCCUCAAUGAGGUGAAGGGUCAUCUGGAGAUUGCCUUACUGGAGAAACACUUCCUACAAGAGGAGUUGAGGAAGCUACGAGAAGAGACCAACGUGGAGAAGAUCAGGGAAGAGCUGGAGAAGGAGCGGGGAAAGAGGGUGGAGCUGGAACUCCGAAUAAACGAGGUGCUCAAAUCCAGGUUGGAAGAUUCACCGCCGCAGCCAGCCCGGAAACCCCCCUCUCCAACCCCCGCCACCAACGGCAAAGACUCCGACAAAGAGAAGCCGUCCCAGGGAGAGACACUCUACCUCCGGGCGUGGAGGUGGUUCUACGACAAGGUGGGGGUCUACAUGGAGGACUUCCGCUUCGUUCCCGAGGAGAGCACUGUGGAGGCCGAGGAACCACUGAGUGCUAAACGGCUAACAGAAAACAUGAGGCGCCUCAAACGAGGAGCCCGUCCUGUCACGAACUUCAUGAGGAAUCUCUCAGCCCUGUCAAACUGGCAUUCUGUGUACACCUCGGCCAUUGCCUUCAUAAUCUAUAUGAACGCUGCGUGGCAUGGCUGGGCCAUUCCCAUGUUCCUCUUCUUGGCCAUACUCAGGCUGUCCUUGAAUUACCUCAUCGCUAAAGGUUGGAGGAUUCAGUGGAGUAUUGUGCCGGAUAUUACAGAUCCUAUAGAACCGUCAAAGGAUGACCUGACAGUGUCUGAGAAGUUCCAGUUAGUUCUAGAUGUUGCACAAAAAGCACAGAACCUUUUUGGUAAGAUGGCAGAUGUGUUGGAGAAAAUAAAAAACCUGUUUAUGUGGGUGCAGCCGGAGAUCACCCAGAAGCUAUACAUAAGCCUGUGGGUCGCCUUCCUCUCCUCCUGUAUACUGCCCUACAAACUCGUGGGCUUCAUGAUUGGACUCUAUGUGGGCAUUAAGUUCUUCAUCAUAGACUUCUUGUUUAAGAGUUGCCCCAAGCUGAGGGACAAAUACGACACGCCACGCAUAGACUGGAACAACCUGCCCACCGAUCCACAGCUGAAGGAGAGGACCAACGCAACAGUGUCUCGGAGGCUGUCUGGGUCUGAGAAGGUUCAGCCUGUGGUGGCUAGAGGUAGCCUAGCAACUGUCCCGUGCGGUGUAAACCUGGACGGUGAAAGUGCCAGAAUUCACAGCACUAAGAAGGGGGCUUUCCACGAGAUCUUCAACGUGUCUGAAAAUGAGCGCCCUCUACCAGUGUGUGAGAACGGAUGGCGAUGCUGCCUCAUCAACAGAGACAGGAAGAUGCCGACUGACUACAUCCGGAAUGGAAUGCUCUACGUCACAGAGAAUUAUCUGUGCUUUGAGAGCUCCAGUUCCAAAUCUGCUUCCUCUAAGAAAAACAAGGUUAUUAAGCUGGUGGACAUCACAGAUAUCCAGAAGUACAAAGUGCUGUCUGUUUUACCUGGAUCUGGAAUGGGAAUCUCUAUAGCCACUCCAUCCACACAGAAGCCACUUGUGUUCGGUGCAAUGAUCCAUCGAGACGAAGCCUUUGAGGCAAUCUUCACCCAGUACAUGAAGAUCAUGACCACCACCAGACCACCUUCGGGCAGCCCGGAGCUCUAGCCCCACUAUCCCCCGCAAACAGAGGCCUGGGUUGGAGUCAGGGCCUGGCCAGCUCCCCCUGAACUCACCGUGGGUGGAGGAAAGAUGAUUGAGAAUGGACACACCUCCCCACUCCCAUUUCUAGUCCUUGACGAUUCUCCUCUCUGCAUUCAUGACCAGUGGUGUCGUCUGUGUUAGUGUGUACGGAGGAGGGACUGUUAUACCAAUGGGUAUUGUACAUAUGUUCUUCCACUCUGUGUCGGGAUGACGAUGGUAGAUAAAGAAGGUCAUAUUGUCCACACAGAGGUCUCGUUAUGGGAUGGAGCCGGCUCUCCUGCCUGACUGACUGACUGCUUUUGUUCUCAUAUAGAUUUAUGUACGUGCUGGACAGACAUCAUGUGUCUGUACUCACCAGUCCCUUAUUUCUCUGUCUCACUCUCUGUCUCACUCUCUCUGUCUCUCUCUCUGUGUCUCUCUCUCUGUGUCUCUCUCUGUGUCUCUCUCUC
Esox lucius (northern pike) is the source of this 3719-nucleotide messenger RNA. It is a transcript of the gene gramd4a, whose product is annotated as GRAM domain containing 4a. The transcript is spliced from 19 exons. NCBI's taxonomy places the organism in Eukaryota, Metazoa, Chordata, Actinopteri, Esociformes, Esocidae. The record is from RefSeq and is a predicted model, not a curated record. The coding region runs from base 1624 to 3234 and encodes 536 amino acids. Gene Ontology annotation, biological process: negative regulation of toll-like receptor 9 signaling pathway; apoptotic process.